This is a messenger RNA of Nilaparvata lugens (brown planthopper), 1846 nucleotides long. It is a transcript of the gene Arp10, whose product is annotated as actin-related protein 10. NCBI's taxonomy places the organism in Eukaryota, Metazoa, Arthropoda, Insecta, Hemiptera, Delphacidae. The transcript has 8 exons. Gene Ontology annotation, biological process: retrograde axonal transport of mitochondrion. The record is from RefSeq and is a predicted model, not a curated record. Bases 198 to 1379 code for a protein of 393 amino acids.
GGUAACAUAACCAAACAUUUCAAACAGCUGCUUUCUACUUUCGGUCUGACUGUUUUGAGUUUGUUGGGCUAUGUUUGUUGUCUUGAAUCUGUAAUUUAUUUUAAAAUAAUAUAAUUACGUGUAUAUUAAUCAAUAGUGAAUUUGAAAUAUGAAAUCUUUGUGCUGUUAAUCUUUUCACGCUUCCAAAUAACUGCAAAAUGCCAUUGUACGAAACAAAUUACGCUGAAAAGCAUGCUGUUGUUCUUGAUUUAGGAAUCAGAUACACAAAAUUUGGAUUCGCUGGUGAGGAUUCUCCACGUUGUAUUAUACCGACAGAAAUACCAGAUCCUGAAACUCGACAAGUGCGUUCUAUUUACAGCUACAAAGAUGAAACCGAUCUGUACUCUCUACUCGUCGAAUUCAUCCAUAUGCUACAUUUCAAGCACAUCCUUGUCAGUCCAAAGGACAGAAGAGUUCUGAUUCUAGAAUCGCUUCUCUGCCCAACUGUUUUCAGAGAUGUACUUGCCAAAGUGCUUUUUCGUCAUUUCGAGGUGUCGUCAGUGCUAUUUGUGCCCGUGCAUUUGGUAGCCAUGAGCACGCUGGGGUCCCCCGGCUCGGGCACGGGUUUAGUAGUGGACGUGGGUCACAGUGAAACCCUCCUUAUACCCGUCUACUGCGGGGUACCAGUGCUUGCUGCCUGGCAGGCUCAGCCUUGGGCCGGGAAAGCGGUGCAACUGAGGUUACGAGAAAGUCUUGUGGAGCAUUUCAAGAAUGGUGACAGUACCACUUCACCGGAUGAUAUCCAAGAGCUAACCGAGGAGACCAUAGAAGAUAUCAAAGUGCGAGCCUGCUUCGUGACCCCGUUGGAGCGAGCGCGGAAGUUCGCCGACAAAAGCACGGAUGUUAAGGCGGCCCCUGAUGUAAGCUACAGGGUGGGAGGCAGUCGACUGAUCACCAUCCCUGGAUACAUCCGCGAGACUUGUCACGAGGUCUUCUUCGAGAGAGACAGCGAUCAGCUGUCUUUGCCUAAUAUGAUACUGGACGCCAUUGUUAAGUGUAACGUUGACAUGAGAAAGCAGUUAGCUGAAAACAUUUUCCUAAUCGGUGGAUCAAGUAUGACUCCAGGCUUCAAGUACAGGCUGAGCCAAGAGUUGAAGCAUUUGAUCGCCACUCCGUACUACGCCAAUCGGCUCAAAAUCAACAAAUUCAAGUUCCACGCAUCCAGAGUUAAGGAGAACUAUGUUGGGUGGUUGGGAGGAUCUCUAUUUGGUGCGUCUGAUCUCCUGUCUGUGCGUUCUUUGACAAGAGAAGGAUAUCUGAACAAUGCCACGGUUCCGGAUUGGUGUAAUCUCAUGUAUAACACUAAAUCAAAUGCUGGAAGUAUCAAGAAGAUUAUUUGAAAUUUCUGAAAAAUCCUGCACUGAAACUAAUAAAUAAUUAAUCAAUUCGCACAUUAAUUUUGUUAAAUCUGCAGGUAGGUUUCAAGAUUAUUUGUUUUAAAUCCAGCACUGAAAUUGAUUGUUAAUUAAUGCGGAAAUUGAAUUUUGUGAUGUAUGAAAGUAGGUUUCAAGAAAAUUAUUUGAAAAACGAACAUCAAAAUUGAUUAAAUUGAAGGUUGUAAUCAAUUUACAAUGUAAUGUCUGCUGACACUAAACUCUAUUCCUAAAUUUUACAAAACUUGGAAUCAGUAGAGGAUGAAGUAUACCUAAUUGAUUUACAUAAUAUAUUAUCUGCAAACCCAAUUCAUUGAUUGAAAAAAUAACUUGCAACUUGCUUUUUAUAUUAAUAUUCUUGUAUUAGGUAGGCUACUUUCGCCAGCUUUAUUGUAAAAUCUUGUAAUAAAUUAAUAUGAACGUUUUGAAUAACA